Molecule: messenger RNA, 2468 nt
Organism: Papaver somniferum (opium poppy)
Lineage: Eukaryota; Viridiplantae; Streptophyta; Magnoliopsida; Ranunculales; Papaveraceae
Product: protein ZINC INDUCED FACILITATOR-LIKE 1-like
Exons: 17
Coding region: 484-1932 (482 amino acids)
Biological process (GO): transmembrane transport
Molecular function (GO): transmembrane transporter activity
Source: RefSeq, a predicted model, not a curated record
GUUUGCUGCAUUACGUGAAAACCCAACCAUGACUAGUUCGCUGAUAUUGUUAAUGAUACUAUCACUUCUGUUUUUAACUGUCUCCUACGUGUUUGAUUCAUUUCCCAGCUGAAGGCAAAUUUCAUUUUCCUUACAGAUAUUCUUUGUUUCUGUUUUUGAACUGAUUGAGAUGGAUUCUGUGUCUCUAAAACGCCGAACGCAACCAAAAAGUAUAAAAUGAGUGUUGUUAAAUGAAGAUCCGAAACGUAAGCAAUUGCGUAAUCAGAAAAGCCCAUAUUUUGUAUUUAUUUCUGUUCGUCAUUAUCGCUUCAAAAGAUUAGGUUUAAGAGGUUGUAUUCGGAAAAAUCUCUUGAUAAAAGCAUCUUUAAAUGCUAUCUUCUCCUGGUUUUGUAUUUUCUUCAUAAAUAGUUUUAUUUUUAUUUCAUUUUUUGGUUUCUUCCAUUCUCGAGGAAAAUAGAUAGUUCGAAGUAUUCAGAUUUCUCAAUGGAGAAUGAUAAUGAUCACAGAGAAGCGUUACUGAAGAAGAAUAAGGUGUAUUAUGAGAAUUGUCCAGGUUGUAAGGUUGAUUAUAGAAAAGAUACACAGACAGGGAUACCUUACAAAGAGUUCUUUUUUGUAUGGAUAGUAGUGCUGGGAACUGCUCUACCAAUAUCGUCUCUAUUUCCGUUCCUAUAUUUCAUGAUAAGAGACUUCCAUAUUGCAAAGAGGGUUGAAGAUAUUGGAUAUUAUGCAGGAUAUGUAGGAAGUGCAUACAUGUUUGGAAGAGCUUUGACAUCUUAUUUUUGGGGAGUCUUUGCUGAUAGAUAUGGUCGAAAACCGGUCAUAGUAUUUGGCACCAUGAUAGUGCUUAUCUUCAACACGUUAUUUGGUCUUAGUACAAAUUUUUGGAUGGCAAUUUCUAUGAGGUUUCUUCUUGGAUGCUUGAAUGGUCUACUUGGCCCUAUUAAGGCGUAUGCUAUUGAGGUCUGCCGUCAUGAACACCAAGCAUUGGCAUUAUCACUUAUUAGUACAGCAUGGGGAGUGGGGUUGGUUAUUGGUCCAGCUCUUGGGGGAUUUCUUGCACAGCCUGCAGAAAAAUAUCCAAAUUUAUUUCCACAGGGAUCUCUGUUUGCAAGAUUUCCGUACUUCCUACCUUGCCUCUGUAUAUCAGCAUUCGCUGCAGUUGUUCUUGUAGUUUGUUGUUGGCUUCCUGAAACAUUGCAUAAACAUGCUGGAAUAAAUGAAGAAGCAUACGGGAGUGAUGAAAAAGACAUUAUGCAAGAGACUGACGGGAUAGGCUCAGAUUCUAAUGAAAGCCUAUUUAAGAACUGGCCGUUAAUGUCAUCUAUCAUUGUAUAUUGUGUCUUCUCACUACAUGACAUGGCCUACACAGAGAUAUUCUCACUGUGGGCUGUCAGCCCUAGGCAGUACGGUGGAUUGAGCUUUACGACCGAGAAUGUUGGUGAAAUUCUAUCAGUCUCAGGUUUUGGACUUCUACUGUUUCAACUUACUAUAUAUCCAAAGGUCGAGAGAAUUCUAGGACACCUAACGGUAUCUCGCAUUUCAGCGGUUUUAGCUAUACUCUUGUUGUCAUGUUACCCAUCAAUAGCUCAUCUAUCGGGGCUCAGCCUUACGUUAUUACUAAAUUGUGCAUCAAUAUUGAAGAACGUUUUCUCUCUGUCAAUUAUCACUGGGUUAUUCAUCCUACAAAACAACGCAGUGUCUCAACACCAACGGGGGGCUGCAAAUGGAAUCUCUAUGACUGGGAUGUCUCUUUUCAAAGCAUUUGGUCCAGCUGGUGGCGGUGCUUUGUUUUCAUGGGGACAAUCACGAAGGAAUGCUUCGUUUCUUCCAGGUAGUGAGAUGGUUUUCUUUGUCCUAAAUAUAGUUGAAGUGGUUGGAUUAUUGAUGACCUUCAAACCUUUUCUCGCAAUCCGUCAACAACAUGGAUGAAGUAUUCAAGUAUUACAAAAAAUAUGUAGUUAUGAUAGGUUCGUGAGGGGAAUCCUGGUGCAACAUGGGCUGGGUCAUCUUUCAAAAUGUUGUGAGGUGACAGGGAUAUCUCAGUUGGCCUUGGCGUAUGCACCAAUUAUCCAUCUGUAAUAUCUGCAAGAUGGAAGAAUGCGGUCUUAACAUAUCGUUAACUUAGUUCGUCUUAAAAUAUGGUUUCAAGAAGGCUACAUUCAGGAGGCCAUCAUGUUAGAAGAGGCCAAUAGCAGACAUACCAAGUCUUAAUAUAAUAGGCCAGAUUUUCUUACUGGAAUUGGAGUUCCUAACAAGUAUUACAGGUUUAAAUAUGUAUGUAGGCAAUAGGAUUGAAAAUGGUUGCAGUAUUCCAAUCUGGAUGUCUGCAUUUUCUCUUACUAUUUUGGUCCUUUCUGCUUUAUCAGCUUUUGCUUUUGGCUGUUCGACUCUCUAACUGAGAUCAUCCAUCUUUGUAACCUAGCUAUUUGGCUUGUUAAUGAAAAUUAUAUGAUUUCUUUAAUUUA